AUGGGCUAUAUUCAAGUAGAAAAGAUUGUAGAUGUAUUAGUAGACCCACUCCGACACAGUUUAAGAGACAGAGAUCCUUAUGUGAGAAAGACAGCUGCUACUUGUGUUGCGAAACUGUAUAUGUAUGAUCGUGUGCUUGUGGAGAGUGAACACUUUGUAGAUAUGUUGCGAGAUUUAUUAGCCGACCCUAAUCCUACUGUGGUUGCUAAUGCAGUAGCAGCAUUGACCGAGAUAUCCGAAAGAUCAGACCAUAUUCAAUUACGACUGAAUCAUUCUAUUGCUAGUAAGCUUGUAGCUGCUUUAGGUGAAUGUUCAGAAUGGGGUCAGACAUACAUUUUAGAAGCAUUAAUGUAUUAUGUGCCUCAAGAGACAGGCGAUGCAGAGAUGCUGGCUGAGCGUAUCUCUCCUCGUCUUCAACAUGCUAAUUCAGCUGUUGUCUUGACUGCUACCAAAGUCAUGAUGUACUUGAUGAAUUAUAUGAGCAAUGAAGAAGAAAUCAGUCAAUUAUGUAGAAAGCUAGGUCCUCCUUUAGUGACAUUGUUAGCUUCUGGUUAUGAAGUACAAUAUGUUGCUUUACGUAACAUUCAAUUGAUUAUACAACGUCGUCCUGAAAUCCUCAAGAAUGAUAUCAAGGUCUUUUUCUGUAAAUACGAUGAUCCCAUCUGUGUCAAACUAGGCAAACUUGAGGUCAUCUUUAGACUAGCUAAUGAAAGAAAUGUGGAUAUUGUCUUGAAUGAAUUGAAAGAGUAUGCUGCUGAAGUGGAUGUUGAUUUUGUUCGCAAGUCAGUACGAGCUAUUGGUCGAUUGGCUGUCAAGAUUGAAAGUGCUGCUGAUAAAUGUAUUUCUGCCUUACUAGAAUUGAUUCAGACCAAAGUCAAUUAUGUUGUCCAAGAAGCCAUUAUUGUCAUUAGGGACAUCUUUAGAAAAUACCCUAAUCAAUAUGAAAGUAUUAUUGCCACUCUCUGUGAAAACCUGGAUGAUUUGGAUGAGCCAGAAGCAAAGGCUUCUAUGAUUUGGAUCAUUGGUCAAUAUGCUGAUCGUAUUGAAAAUGCAGACCAAUUGUUGGACGAUUUCUUGUAUACAUUUUUAGAAGAACCUUAUGAAGUUCAAUUGGCCUUGUUGACUGCUACCGUCAAAUUGUUUGUUCAGAGACCAACAGCAGGCCAAGAACUUGUGCCUAAAGUAUUAAAAUGGGCUACAGAAGAAGUCGAUAAUCCUGAUUUACGUGAUCGUGGCUACAUUUAUUGGCGUUUAUUAUCCACAGAUCCUACUGCUGCUAAGGCUGUUGUACUUUCUGAUAAACCUGCUAUCACAACAGAAAGUGAUAAUCUUGAUCCUAAUUUUCUGGAUGAGCUCUUGCUUCAUAUUGGUUCACUUGCUUCUAUCUAUCACAAGAGUCCAACUACGUUUAUUAGUCGAUACAAGCCUCGCCAUUUACUACCCUCUGCUGUCUUGAGACAAUCACCCAAGGCAGCCAGUAAUUAUGUCGAAACAAACCCAGUUUCUUUAAUUCAACAAGAACAACAGCAACAGCAACAGCAACAACAAUUAGCGUCUACGCCUUUCAAUGAUUGGAGCUAUAAUGCAGCUACCAGUACAAACCGUGUUGUUUCUAUUCAGACCAAUAACCCUUAUUCUACUGAUCUACUACAGUAG
Messenger RNA from Gilbertella persicaria, 1656 nucleotides. RefSeq names its product adaptin N terminal region-domain-containing protein. The transcript has 6 exons. Lineage: Eukaryota; Fungi; Mucoromycota; Mucoromycetes; Mucorales; Choanephoraceae. Gene Ontology annotation, molecular function: clathrin binding. Gene Ontology annotation, cellular component: membrane coat. Bases 1 to 1656 code for a protein of 551 amino acids. The record is from RefSeq and is a predicted model, not a curated record. Gene Ontology annotation, biological process: intracellular protein transport; vesicle-mediated transport.